Messenger RNA from Agrilus planipennis (emerald ash borer), 1697 nucleotides. RefSeq names its product G-protein coupled receptor Mth2-like. Gene Ontology annotation, biological process: cell surface receptor signaling pathway; G protein-coupled receptor signaling pathway. Gene Ontology annotation, cellular component: membrane. Lineage: Eukaryota; Metazoa; Arthropoda; Insecta; Coleoptera; Buprestidae. The record is from RefSeq and is a predicted model, not a curated record. The coding region runs from base 191 to 1495 and encodes 434 amino acids. The transcript has 8 exons. Gene Ontology annotation, molecular function: G protein-coupled receptor activity.
CAACAAAUUAGUACACUGAAUAGUUUCAUUAUGUGACAGAAACCAUGCAGUACUAGUGGCUCUAAAAGAAAAACGAAUUUUAAAUAAAAAGUGACCUUCACCAAGAGAGAAACAAAAACAAUUUUAGUAUAUUUACACUAACAUGGGUACGUGAAAUUCAGUGAAUGUGAGAAAUAUUUUAAAAGAAAGAAUGUUAGCUAACGUGAAAACCAGUAACAAAAAAAUGGCACAUAUCAAGAAAUUACUUAUAUUGUUAAGUAUUAUGAUACUGGGCGUAUCGGCAGAUUUAAGCAAUAAAUGUUGUAAAGAUGAUGCCCACUUAGUUAUGAGAACUAGGCGAUGCAGCGACGGUUCGAAGCCGUUUCUAGACUGCAAUAAGUAUCUCUACAAAAAGAAAAGAGGAGUUACUACAUUCUCAUUAGAUUCUCACGAAAAUUUAGUUAUCGAAGAAAACCCCAACCACUCAGAAUUUACAAUAGAACACGGAAGUUACUGCCUAGAUAAUCUAAACGAUACGGAUGAAAAUGUUGCAUUAAUAUGUUUCGACGAAAGCAAUGAGCCCUUCUGGGAAUUGAGGGGUGGCUGUGCAAUUUUAUCUAUUAUAUUCAUGAUAUUAGUCCUUAUUGUAUACUUUCUUGUGCCAAUUUUAAGAGACCUACAGGGAAAAUGUACAAUGCAUGCCGUAGCAAAUUUAACUAUGGCUUUUGCAGUUCUUGCAACUGUGCAACUCGGACGUUUUGACUUUCCAGCGUGCGAAAUACUAGGUUUUAACAUAUAUUUCUUUUUCCUAUCGGCAUUCGCGUGGCUAAAUGUGACCUGUUUUCAUGUAUGGAGAAAUACAGUACGCCCUACCACACCUUCAAGUCCUAAGUAUCUGUACUGGAUUUCUAUAGCUUAUGGUUAUGGUAUUCCCCUAACAUUCCUUACAGGAGCAAUAAUUUCCCAUACUGUGCCUGGAGAACAUCUUAAACCUGGCAUAGGAACCAACUCAUGCUGGUUGUCAGGUGAAAAGGCAAGCUGGAUCUAUUUUUACAUGCCAAUAACUUUUGUACUGGUCACAAAUAUCAUAAUGUUCUGCUGGACUGGUACAAUACUUUGGAAAACAGUUGGAAGUAAUUUCAGGCAAAGUCACAAGCUGAAGGUUCUCAAAACAAAGUGUAUCCUCUACGCGAAAUUGUCUGUCAUUAUGGGACUAACAUGGAUCUUCGAAGUACUAUCAUACACUUUCAAUAAUUCCCAAGGGUUCAUAAAGUACAUUUGGAUCAUAUCUGAUUACGUCAACAUGUUGCAAGGGAUUCUGAUAUUUCUGGUGCUAGUUGUAUUCAGGAAACGUGCAAUCAAAGGUAUCGCCGAAAGGGGAUUAUUUUGUUACAAAAAGUGGCGCGAAAUUGAUGACAACGAAAGUGACAACACGGACGUAUUAUCUCCAUGUGGUGACGAAUUAAAAGAAUUAAAUAAGGAACACAUUAUUGUAAACCAAGAGGCUUCAAUAUAAAUUAAAUAAGUACCUAUAUAAAAUCAUAAAGCGAAGCUAAAUGUGAAAUGUACUUAUAUUGUUACUGGAAAAGAAAUUAUUAUAAAUCCAGUAUCCAGUGAAAGUUAAAAAUAAACUAAACUAUAAUUAAAAGGACGAUGUGUUAAGAUUAGUUUUAAAAUAUUUUUUGAUAUUUUGUAGUUUUAUUAACACCCCUGUAUUA